AUGAAGAUCUUCUCAACCUCUCUUUGCUUUGGACUCCUGACGUUUUUAUCUGUGAUGAUCCUUUUAGAAUCAGUGCAUGGACGGCCAUAUCUUACCCAAGGCAAUGAAUUGUUUCCAGUGAAAGAAGAUGUGAAUCUUGAACUAUUGCUGGCUCUACUCAGUAAAAAUUUUGAUAUCCAAAGGCCCUCCCACAUUGAUGUAGAGCUGGCUAACAAACUGGAAGAACUUAACCAGUUAGAAAAGCUAAAAGAACAGCUUAUGGAGGCAAAGGUCGCUGAGAUGCCCUACGCUAUAGGUGGUCUAUCUGUUUCCCAUCCUAACAAACGAGCUUGCUUUUGGAAAUACUGUGUCUAA
Molecule: messenger RNA, 354 nt
Organism: Castor canadensis (American beaver)
Lineage: Eukaryota; Metazoa; Chordata; Mammalia; Rodentia; Castoridae
Gene: Uts2b
Product: urotensin 2B
Biological process (GO): blood vessel diameter maintenance; regulation of blood pressure
Cellular component (GO): extracellular region
Molecular function (GO): G protein-coupled receptor binding; hormone activity
Source: RefSeq, a predicted model, not a curated record